Acanthocheilonema viteae is the source of this 891-nucleotide messenger RNA. Lineage: Eukaryota; Metazoa; Nematoda; Chromadorea; Rhabditida; Onchocercidae. The record is from the annotation of a GenBank genome assembly.
AUGAAAACAACGAAGAAGAAAAAGAAGAAGAAUAAGGGAAAGGAAAUCCGGAAAAUGGAAGUUUCCGAGAAAGUAGCAGCAAAGGAAAAAAAUGCAAUUCCAUCAACAAGUUCCAAUGCAAAUAACAACAUGCAAGUUUCGCUCAACAUCGAUUAUAGCUCUUUGCAAACAUUGCGAUAUGGAAUCAGUGAAAAAUUCAGUUCAGAAAGACAUCUAUUUUUAAAGAAAGAUCCUACAAAUCAAUGUUCGUUAAUUAUCGCCAAUAUACCUCCAUAUAUCACACCGGUUACAUUGGGACGAAUUUUGGCUGAACUUGGUUCUGGUAGACCGGACGAAAUAACCGCACAGCGUGGAACAGCGGAUAAUAUUACGGAAGGCUUUUACACGGCAUCCGCUCGCUUGAAAACGGAAAGUGCUGUUGAACAAGCAUUAGAGAAUUGUGAAAAGAUUCCGUUUCUUUGUUUGAGUAACGUCGAUGUCGAAUUGGUACGAAAUGGAGCAGCAAAAUCAUGUGAUGAAUAUCGCAAAUCCUUCAAGACGAUAGCACAAUUACAGGAAAGCGUGGACUCGUACAUCAAAAAGCAUGAUGCUAAAAUCCUGGAAGAAAAACAAAAGGCAAAGAGAAUGGCGAACGUUAUGGACGAGGAUGGAUGGAUAACUGUUACGAAAUCACAUUAUAAGCCUGUACCUCGCGCUAUUGUUGUGAAAAACAAAGAGGAUUUGCUAAAAUUGUCAAAGAAGAAAAAACGCGUGGAAGACAACAUUGCUUUCUAUUCUUUCCAGUUGAAACAGUCAAAACUGAAACAUCUAGAAGAGCUGAGACGGAAAUUUGCCGAGGAUAAGAAAAAGCUGGCAAUUGCAAAAGCGGCAAGAAAAUUCCGUCCAACAUGA